This is a messenger RNA of Rhizoctonia solani, 1305 nucleotides long. RefSeq names its product histidine phosphatase family containing protein. Bases 1 to 1305 code for a protein of 434 amino acids. The transcript is spliced from 11 exons. NCBI's taxonomy places the organism in Eukaryota, Fungi, Basidiomycota, Agaricomycetes, Cantharellales, Ceratobasidiaceae. The record is from RefSeq and is a predicted model, not a curated record. Gene Ontology annotation, molecular function: acid phosphatase activity.
AUGCGUUUGUAUCAAAACUUGAGCGCAUUUAUGAUCAUUCUGGGACCAAGUUUUUCAAUUGCGAGUGUAACCCCGUCUUGGGUCGUGGAGCAUCUCGGGAACCUAUCUCCUUACAAGAAAGCACCCCUACAGUCUGGAAUACAGGAGACUCUUCCUUCAGAUUGCAACGUCAAUCAAGUGUUUUAUAUUGGCCGGCACGGGUCUCGAUAUCCACUUGCUUCAGAGCUAGUUUUUAUCCAAGGUCUCUCUUCUAAACUCGCAAAGGCAUCGGCUUCCAUUCAUUCUGCCCACCUUCCUUCCGAACUCGAGUUCCUUAAAUCUGGCUAUAACACGACUCUGGGACAUGAUGACCUCACUCCACCCGGAAGACUACAGCUCUUUGAACAUGGCGUUAACUUCAAAUUAAAGUAUCCGCAGCUUCUCAUUGAUGAACUUCUUGUUGGGGGGCAAGAUAGAGUUGAAGAGUCCGCACAGUGGUUCCGUGAAGGAUACUUUGGACGCAAAUGGGCUAAUACAUCUACAUUCACAAUCAUCCCAGAGGAUAGUAAAACUAUUAGUUUCAUCACCCCCUCAUUUACCUGUCCAAAAUGGCAAUAUGCAUAUGGUAACAAUCUGACCGUUGAAUGGGGAACUCAUUACCUCCCACCGAUCACCAAACGCCUCAACAAGCUAGUCUCCGGCGUUAACCUGACUGAUGCCGACACACAUGGUGCACUUUAUGCUUGUGCCUAUGAUACCGCGGCGUAUGGUAUUGAAAAAUCCCCGUGGUGUGGAGUUUUUAGUCAAUCAGAGCUAUUGGAUUUUGAAUAUGAACUUGACUUAUUGAUGGUCGGAGCGUUCGGAUAUGGCCUUCCUGAUGGAAUGGGAGCACUACUUGGCUCAACCAUUGUUAACAAGAUUAUCCAAACAUUCACUAAGUCGUCAAGCUCGCUCGUUUCUUUCGGACACGAUACCACCAUUGAUUUUGCGUUGACAGCAUUGGGACUUGCUAAGGACACACCUCCCCUGUCUCCCAAUGUUUCUUCGCCAAAAUCUAACCGCAAAUGGCGCACAACAAACCAGGUCCCGUUUGGUGCCCAGAUGAUCUUCGAGAAAUUCACUUGCACUUCCAGCGCUAAAGGGCCUCAAAUUCGGCUCAUCCUAAAUGAUUCGCCCCUCCUUAUGUCCUCAUGUGCCAAAACAAGUCUCGACAAAAAACUCGGAGCCUGUUCUUUAGAUGCAUUCGUAUCAGCUAACGCAGCGAGUACCGGCAUUAAUUGGGGGGAUAGCAAAUGGAACACUACUUGUGGAAAUCCGGAGAUAUAA